Messenger RNA from Ostertagia ostertagi, 582 nucleotides. The record is from the annotation of a GenBank genome assembly. Lineage: Eukaryota; Metazoa; Nematoda; Chromadorea; Rhabditida; Trichostrongylidae.
UUGUCCCAAUUUAUUUCGUCGUGGCUCCUUUAUGAUGUUGUGGCAUGCUUACUACCAUUUUUUUCUUCACUUAGGAUCGCACAGCAUCUCACACCGGAUGAGCAACCUGCAGUAGGCCGUAUUGGCGAGGUGAUCCCGGUGGUGACGGGGGACGUGUGUGGGUUCAGCCAGGACAAGGAAUCUGACCAAUGCGUGAUCAAAGGCGAAAUCAAAGGUCUGACUCCCGGUCUUCAUGGAUUCCAUGUCCAUCAGUACGGCGACUCCACUAAUGGUUGUACUUCUGCUGGGCCACAUUUUAAUCCUUUCAACAAAACUCAUGGAGGACCUAAGGACGAAGUUCGUCAUGUUGGCGAUCUGGGAAACCUUGAAGCUGGUUCGGAUGGUGUGGCACACUUUGAGAUCAAAGACCAUUUGGUGAAAAUCCAUGGAGAAAACACCGUUGUCGGACGUUCCCUUGUUGUUCAUGCUGGGGUUGAUGAUCUUGGCAAAGGAGUGGGCGAAAACAAAGAGGAAUCUAUGAAGACAGGAAAUGCUGGCGCCCGCGUCGCUUGCGGAGUCAUUGCUACAGCCGCACCCCAGUGA